UCUCCUUCCCUCUCCCUUACUUUCUCCCCAGUCCCUCCCCUCCCCUCCCCCUUCCCUCCUCCGGCUCCAGCCUGUGAGGCCGCGCGGGUGGAGGAGGCUAUGGAGUGAGCUGGCUGCUUCCGCCGAAGCCGAGCCGGAGCAACCUGGAGGCGCUCGUCAGGGCCGGGGAGACGAGCCCCGCACCGCCCCUCCCGGGAGGAGAGGGGAAGAGGUAAUUAUAAUUGCCCAAUAUUGCAGCCAUGGAGUCCAUGCUUAAUAAGUUGAAGAGUACUGUUACAAAAGUAACAGCCGACGUCACUAGUGCUGUAAUGGGAAAUCCUGUCACUAGAGAAUUCGAUGUUGGUCGACACAUUGCCAGUGGUGGGAAUGGUCUAGCUUGGAAGAUUUUUAAUGGCACAAAAAAGUCAACAAAACAGGAAGUAGCUGUUUUUGUCUUUGAUAAAAAGCUGAUUGACAAAUAUCAAAAAUUUGAAAAGGAUCAAAUCAUCGAUUCUCUAAAACGAGGAGUCCAACAGUUAACUCGGCUACGGCACCCUCGACUUCUUACUGUCCAGCAUCCUUUAGAAGAAUCCAGGGAUUGCUUGGCAUUUUGUACAGAACCAGUUUUUGCCAGUUUAGCCAAUGUUCUAGGUAACUGGGAAAAUUUGCCUUCUACUGUUUCUCCAGAUAUUAAGGAUUAUAAACUUUAUGAUGUAGAAACUAAAUAUGGUUUGCUUCAGGUUUCUGAAGGAUUGUCAUUUUUGCAUAGCAGUGUGAAAAUGGUUCAUGGAAAUAUUACACCUGAAAAUAUAAUUUUGAAUAAAAGUGGAGCCUGGAAAAUAAUGGGCUUUGAUUUUUGUGUAUCAUCGACCAAUCCUUCUGAACAAGAGCCCAAGUUUUCAUGUAAAGAAUGGGACCCAAAUUUACCAUCAUUGUGUCUUCCAAAUCCUGAAUAUUUGGCUCCUGAAUACAUACUUUCUGUGAGCUGUGAAACAGCCAGUGAUAUGUACUCUUUAGGAACUGUCAUUUAUGCUGUAUUUAACAAAGGGAAACCUGUAUUUGAAAUUAACAAGCAAGAUAUUUAUAAGAGUUUCAGUAGGCAGUUGGAUCAGUUGAGUCGUUUAGGAUCUAGUUCACUUACAAAUAUACCUGAGGAAGUCCGUGAACAUGUAAAACUACUGUUAAAUGUAACUCCGACUGUAAGACCAGAUGCAGAUCAAAUGACGAAGAUUCCUUUCUUUGAUGAUGUUGGUGCAGUAACACUGCAGUAUUUUGAUACCUUAUUCCAAAGAGAUAACCUUCAGAAAUCACAGUUUUUCAAAGGACUGCCAAAGGUUCUACCAAAAUUGCCCAAGCGUGUCAUUGUGCAGAGAAUUUUGCCUUGCUUGACUUCAGAAUUUGUAAACCCUGACAUGGUACCUUUUGUUUUGCCCAAUGUUCUAAUGAUUGCUGAAGAAUGCACCAAAGAAGAAUAUGUCAAAUUAAUUCUACCUGACCUUGGCCCUGUCUUUAAACAGCAGGAGCCAAUACAGAUUUUGUUAAUUUUCUUACAAAAAAUGGAUUUGCUAUUAACCAAAACUCCUCCUGAUGAAAUAAAGAACAGUGUCCUACCAAUGGUUUACAGAGCACUAGAAGCUCCUUCCAUUCAGAUACAGGAACUCUGUCUAAACAUCAUUCCAACCUUUGCAAAUCUUAUAGACUACCCAUCCAUGAAAAAUGCUUUGAUACCAAGAAUUAAAAAUGCAUGUCUACAAACAUCUUCCCUUGCUGUUCGUGUAAAUUCAUUAGUAUGCUUAGGAAAGAUUUUGGAAUACUUGGAUAAGUGGUUUGUACUUGAUGAUAUCCUGCCCUUCUUACAACAAAUUCCAUCCAAGGAACCUGCAGUCCUCAUGGGGAUUUUAGGCAUUUACAAAUGUACUUUUACUCAUAAGAAGUUGGGAAUCACCAAAGAGCAGCUGGCUGGAAAAGUAUUGCCUCAUCUGAUUCCUCUGAGUAUCGAAAAUAAUCUUAAUCUCAACCAGUUCAAUUCGUUCAUUUCCGUCAUUAAAGAGAUGCUUAAUAGAUUGGAGUCUGAACAUAAGACUAAACUGGAGCAACUUCAUAUAAUGCAAGAACAGCAGAAAUCUUUGGAUAUAGGAAAUCAAAGGAAUAUUUCUGAAGAGGCAAAAGUUACAAAUGUUGGAUCUCAGAUUGACAAAGUUUUUAACAACAUUGGAGCAGACCUUCUGACUGGUGGUGAAUCAGAAAAUAAAGAGGAUGUGUUACAGAAUAAACAUAAAAGAGCAUCACUUACACUUGAAGAAAAACAAAAAUUAGCAAAAGAACAGGAGCAGGCACAGAAGUUGAAAAGUCAGCAGCCUCUUAAACCCCAAGUACAUACACCUAUUGCUCCAGUGAAACAGACUAAGGACUUGACAGACACAUUGAUGGAUAAUAUGUCAUCUUUGACCAGCCUGUCUGUUACUGCCACUAAAAGUUCUGCUUCAAGUACCUUCACUUCUGUUCCUUCCAUGGGCCUUGGCAUGAUGUUUUCUACACCAAUUGAUAAUACAAAGAGAAAUUUGACAAAUGGCCUAAAUGCUAACAUGGGCUUUCAGACCUCAGGAUUCAACAUGCCGGUUAAUACAAACCAGAACUUCUUCAGUAGUCCAAGCACACCUGGAGUGACCACGAUGACAAUGGGAACACCUUCCACUUUGCCAAACUUCAAUGCUGUGGGGGUUCCUCCUGCUGGUGCAAAGCAGACUCAACAAAGACCCCCAGAUAUGUCUGCUCUUAAUAAUCUCUUUGGCCCUCAGAAACCCAAAGUUAGCAUGAACCAGUUAUCACAACAGAAACCAAAUCAGUGGCUUAAUCAGUUUGCACCUCCUCAAGGGUCUCCAGGAAUGGGCAGUUCAGUAAUGGGAACACAAAUGAAUGUGAUGGGACAAUCUGCCUUUGGUAUGCAAGCCAAUCCUUUCUUUAACCCACAGAACUUUGCACAGCCACCAACUACUAUGACCAGUAGCAGUUCAGCUAGCAAUGAUUUAAAAGAUCUAUUUGGGUGAGGUGUAUUGCUCCUAUUUUUAAAGGAUUCAAUUUAAUCAUGUGUGAACUGAUUUACAUCUUUAUAUAAUUGGCUUUGAGGCGCUAUUUCUAUGGGAAAAUGAAUGGUUCUAAGAUAGAAAACACCUGUUUCUAUGCCAGCAUAGUGUAGUUGUUUGGACUCCUCUGACAGUAGAGUUUUUUAAAGCAUUGAGGAAUUUUUUCCCUCUUACCAUAUUCUCUCCGGGUUUUUAAAAGACCCAACCUGUACCAAUCUCAAAGAGAAGAUACCUGAGUACCUUGAAUAGCAAAAUUUUUUAAUCAAAUGUUUAUUUUGCUUGUAAAUCUUGUUGUUUAAAAAAACUGAGUUGAUGGUAAUUGCAAAUUUUACCUAUUAAAUACUACAUGGUACAUAGUCUGCCUUCACAAGUCAUUAGUCUUCAUUUUAAUAUGUGAAAAAUCUUGAUGCUGUGUUGAAUUGUUUGCAUUUAGUAUGACUGAGUGAGAAAAUAAUAAGCAUAGAGAAAAAGAUCAUUACUUUUUCCAAUCUUAUUUACUUCUCAGAUGAACUAAUGUUUAGUACAAAAGACAGAGCAAAUACUGCAAAAUUUAACUUAACAUUGAUUUCAUUGGUUCAAACUAAAGGCAUUAUUAACCAUCUCAAAUGCAAAUUAAUCAUUGUAAAUUAUAUUUUAGCAUGGUCUGCCUCAAAUAGUAAUGUAUUUUUCUGUAUUUCGUUGGAUAUAUUUAGAAUCACUUUUUCCUAUGGUGUCCAGACAGGAGAGGUAUGUACUGAUUUGUACAUAUAUUUGACAAAGCUCCCUGAUGUGAUUUCCCGGAAUACUGCCUUUAUAUUUCACUUGAAUUCAAAAUUCUGAGUUUGCAGUAUAUAUGAAUUGCAUUUUCAAAAGGAGGUUUGUAAGAAUUAAACUAUAUUUAAUGAGUAAACAUUUGAGAUUUCUGCUGUAUUGUUUCAACUGUAAUAAACUUACUUCUAUAAAAAUGA
This is a messenger RNA of Myotis myotis, 4009 nucleotides long. RefSeq names its product SCY1 like pseudokinase 2 (gene SCYL2). Gene Ontology annotation, molecular function: protein kinase activity; ATP binding. The record is from RefSeq and is a predicted model, not a curated record. The transcript is spliced from 18 exons. Gene Ontology annotation, biological process: protein phosphorylation. Bases 240 to 3026 code for a protein of 928 amino acids. Lineage: Eukaryota; Metazoa; Chordata; Mammalia; Chiroptera; Vespertilionidae.